Hydractinia symbiolongicarpus is the source of this 1272-nucleotide messenger RNA. RefSeq names its product matrix metalloproteinase-21-like. Lineage: Eukaryota; Metazoa; Cnidaria; Hydrozoa; Anthoathecata; Hydractiniidae. Bases 189 to 1010 code for a protein of 273 amino acids. The transcript has 4 exons. The record is from RefSeq and is a predicted model, not a curated record.
UACCCUAGUUAAACACAGGCGAUGUGUGGAGGAAGACUGACGCAAAUUGCUAUCUUCUACGAAUGAAUAGCGUGACCGGUGCCAAUUUUUGUUUUUACUAUUCACAACAUAAAUAAGGCUGUUUAAAGAAAGUAAAACAAACGUCUCUAGUAUCAAGACUUCAAAAGACUUAUUCGAAAACCCGAAAAAUGGCAAUACAUGCAUUAUAUGGCGUCAUAUAUGUGGUACUUCCACUCACAUUAUUUGUCAACCUUCAACCAGCAACAUCCAAGAUCAACGAGUUAAAUCCUGAUAAGAUACGAAGAAACAUCGAAAUACGCCACGCGAAGGCAUCGCAUUUAAAAGAAGUAAUCUCUGAGAAGAUCCGUGGUCGCUGGAGGAGAGCUUUGAUGGAACCAAAAGCAAACCUGAGAACUGGUAAAAACUGCUUCAUCACAUCUGUUUUUAGCAAUAUGGCGGAUGGAAAGACAUAUUUCUUUAACAAUUCAUAUUUUUGGCGUUUAUCUUCGAGCUACAAAGCUGAUUUUGGUUAUCCAAGAAACGUGACACAAAAAUGGAAAGGUUUACCGCACACAUUUGAUGAAGUUUUUCUGUGGGGAGCAAAUUGGAAAACAUAUUUUUUCAAGGGAAAAUACUAUUAUUUGUAUGAUACCCAGAAAGAUCAAGUACUAAAUGGAUACCCCCAGCUUAUAAGUCAAGGAUGGGCAGGUGUUCCAAAUGAUGUAGAUGCAGCGUUUACUGAUCGCAAUAGGAUAAGCUUCUUCUUCAAAGGAAAACUUGUGUAUAAAUAUGAUAACAGUAGAGAUAGAGUUGCAUUCGGGUAUCCGAUGAAAAUAAGGGAUGUUUUUCCUGGUUUGCCGAACGAUAUCGAUUCCGCUUUUCAUUAUUACUACGAUGGUUCCAUCUAUUUCUUCAAAGGCUGGCGAUAUUACAAAUGGAAUGAGAUUCACCAAAAAGCGGACGGACCCUUCUUUGUAAGACAAGACUGGCACAAUAUAUGCACAGAUUAGACUAUUACUGCUACGGUUGGGAAGCCACCUGCCCAUGGAAUUAAUCUUACAUAUAUGACACUUACGUCUAUUAAACCGUCCUUUAGCGUAGACCAUUAUUUUAUUGAUUGACGCAUUAAAACAGAAAAAUUAUUACAUUGGGACAUUUAUAGAUUAUUAUUAGCAGUAUGUAUUAUUAAAACUAAAGGCGUAAAUUGUUAAACUAUUUGCUUUGUUAUUUUAAAAUAGAAAGAAAUAUACAAACUAAAAUUUGUUAAUAUCA